AUGUCGGGACCUACACAGGGAUAUCCAAAGAGUCAGGCCAGCGUUCCACCCAAGGUGAGCCCCGAACCCCCCGCUGUGGUCGUAGCUCGUAUCUUACCUGGGCGAUUUUGUAGCCGACGGGCCACGAUCAACGGCCGAUUUGGAGCCGCAUGGCCAAUACGACCAAGCGCUUCAUCAAGCGUGAUCCCCAGCUCGCACCUCUUGCUGUAUUCACUCGGAACCGUCGGCCUAUUUCUGUACUUCCACCAGUCGAAGGCGCGAGACACUCCGGUGGGCAAAGCUUUGCACGCGCCGGUUAAGCCCAACACCCACGGCGUUGCUUCGAGCCAGCCAGGUGCUCGACAGGCAGCUUACCAUGCCGAACCACACUCGCCACGCGGACUCGCUCCGUACGUCUUGCCGCAUCUGAGCGAGGCGGAAAAGGCGGAGCUGGAAAUCGUGCCCGUGCCUCGUCACGUCGGCACGUUCGGCAAGACGAUGAAGCAAGCUGCGGUGCUCGAUCGGAAGGGGCACCAGGAGUCCAUCGAUGCAGCGCGAGACAAGGCACGUAACGAGAUGCCUGUGCGCGACCAGUCGACUUGA
Molecule: messenger RNA, 582 nt
Organism: Moesziomyces aphidis
Lineage: Eukaryota; Fungi; Basidiomycota; Ustilaginomycetes; Ustilaginales; Ustilaginaceae
Source: the annotation of a GenBank genome assembly